AUGGCUUCAAACGAGAAUACUGCCCAGGUGACUGGCAUUGCCGACGGCCUCGCGCCGUCGCACACAUAUGUGCCAAACGAAGGCUACGUGAACAUCGACAAUGCAGACUCCGCCGAGGCGGGGCAGGAUCUGCCCGAUGAGCAGGAAGACGAGGACGAGUACUACGACGACAUUUUCGACGAGGAGUUGGAUCGCGAAGAUAUUCUGUCAUCCGAUAACGCCGAUCUUACCAAAGCCUACAACCGCCAACGCAGAAUCAACGAUCUCGCUGGCGACUCCAAUGUCCCAAGAUGGACAUACCCUAAGACGAACACCCAGAAGCCUACCGUGAAUACAUCUGCGUUCAUCGAUGACCAGGUCAAGUCUCUUACUCGUCAUGCCGCAAAGAUCAAGCUGGAUGAUCAACAGGCUGGUAUUUCAGGCCGGACUGACAAGGGCGGAGACAAGGCAGACCGUGCCACAUCUGAACAAGUGCUGGAUCCCCGUACACGGAUGCUCCUGCUUCAGAUGAUUAAUCGAGGUCUUGUCUCGGAGAUCCACGGAUGUUUGUCUACCGGAAAGGAAGCCAACGUCUACCAUGCCAUGUCCAUCUCGCAGGAAGACGAAGAUGCUGCCCCACUACACCGUGCGAUCAAGGUCUACAAGACCAGUAUCUUGGUCUUCAAGGAUCGCGAUAAGUACGUGACCGGAGAAUUCCGGUUCCGUCAGGGAUACAACAAGAGCAACAACCGUGCUAUGGUCAAACUCUGGGCCGAGAAGGAGAUGCGAAACUUGCGAAGAAUUCACGCCGCCGGCAUUCCCUGCCCUGAGCCAAUCUACCUUCGUCUGCACGUCCUUGUCAUGGGCUUCAUUGGUAACUCCAAGGGUCUGGGUGCACCACGUCUUAAGGAUGUUGACUUCAAUAUUCCCGAGCCCGAGACUCGCUGGCGCUCACUGUACAUGGAAUUAUUGGGAUAUAUGCGCAUUAUGUACCAGACUUGUCGUCUGGUGCACGCUGAUCUGAGCGAGUACAACAUUCUAUACCAUAAGGAACGCCUCUAUAUCAUUGAUGUCAGUCAAAGUGUUGAGCAUGACCAUCCCCGCAGUCUGGAAUUCCUGCGCAUGGAUAUCAAGAACGUCAGCGAUUUCUUCCGCCGCAAGAAUGUCAUGACUCUUCCUGAACGCACUGUCUACCAAUUCAUUAUUUCUCCUGAGGGCCCGACUGAUGUGACCGCUGGAAAUGAGGAGAUGACCAAUGCCAUCGAAAAGCUCCUCGUUGCCCGCGAGGAAGGUGACGAAGCCCAGCAAGAAGCCGAAGAUGUCGACACCGCUGUGUUCCGUCAACAAUAUAUUCCUCAGACACUCGAGCAGGUGUAUGAUGUUGAGCGUGACGCUGAACGCAUCCGUGAUGGCCAAGGUGCUGACCUGGUUUACGGAGACCUUUUGGCUGCUGGCAAGAAGAAGACUACUGCCCACGAUAUCGUUGAGGACGAUGCCGAGUCUGAUGCAAGCGGUGGUGUCUCCGUUUCAGGGUCUGAUUUGGAAGAUGAUGAAGAGAAAGAUCCCUUCGCACCGAAGCCACCACGUGGUAAGCGCUUUGAAGACAAAGACAUCAAGCGCGACCACAAGGCGAAGGUGAAAGAGGAGAAGCGUGAGCAGCGGGCGAACAAAAUGCCGAAACACAUGAAGAAGAAACUUGUUUCUUCAUCUUCCAGAAAGAAGAAAUAG
This is a messenger RNA of Penicillium paradoxum, 1707 nucleotides long. RefSeq names its product serine/threonine-protein kinase RIO1. Gene Ontology annotation, cellular component: cytosol; preribosome, small subunit precursor. The coding region runs from base 1 to 1707 and encodes 568 amino acids. Lineage: Eukaryota; Fungi; Ascomycota; Eurotiomycetes; Eurotiales; Aspergillaceae. Gene Ontology annotation, molecular function: ATP binding; protein serine/threonine kinase activity. The record is from RefSeq and is a predicted model, not a curated record. The transcript has a single exon. Gene Ontology annotation, biological process: maturation of SSU-rRNA.